UUGAACCCUACUGAUCCACACACAGUUUUCAACUUUAUAAUUGAAUUUUAAUCGAAAUUAGCUAAUUAAAAGCGUAAAUCCAAAAUUCAGUCAGAAUGUUUUCGUUGGAAUCGUCGCGCACUAUGACGCCACAGCCGCCCAAGUGCCCGUGCCACCAUCCGGAGCGGCGGGAUUGCGGGCAGGACAACAUGGAACUGGUGGCGAAGUACCGCCAGAUGGACAUCGAAGACGUCACCGACAGCGUGAUGAAGGUGAUGCGCAUCUGCGGCUUGAAGCCUUGGGAGGUGAAGCGGAGUGCGGGGGUCAUCAAGCGGUCGCUGCAGCACUACGAAGAAGUUCUCGAGCGGAUUGACCGGGUGCCGCGCAAGCGGUUCGCCAAGGAGAGCUUCCUGCACGGACUGGCCCACGAGGCGCAGAUGUCCCGCAUGGACUCCCAGAUGGCCUAUGCGAUCACGAAGCGGGCCUUUAAGGCUUUUUACCAUGGUACAGGUGCCGGUGGUCUUCACUAUGCCAGUCUGCAGGAUAAGCUGACCCACGAGAUGGAAUGCCUCUGGUUGCAUGCCGCUCGCCGCACGGCCCAGAUCCACGCCGUUUUGGCCGGAAUGAUGCACUCCGAGGAGAUGCUGUUCGAGGAGCGGAUCGAGUGCGUCUACAAGGGCCUCCACGAUGUCCUGCAAACGCGAGUCCUGUUUGCCGACGACAUGACCUGCAACUGUGGACAGAAGUCGGCCACCCAGUCGCAACUGCCGUCCAAAACGGUCUCGAUGACCACCCAGUUGGAGGUGCUCUACGCCAGGCAGGACAUGGCCGUGAGUACUGCCCCCUCGAAGGCCUCCACUCGGACGGGGACUCAAAAGCCCUCGGCGGCGGUCAGCUCGGCGUCCUCUCGCCACAAUCACAGCCUGAAGAAGGCCGACCAGACCAUGUCCCAGAAGCAGACUCCUCAGAGCAGCAGUAGCACCAUCUCCACCGACCAGCCCAAGUGCAACUGCCCCCAUUUGCGAUGCUGCCGGGAAGGAGGAGAGGCCCGGGAAUGGCCGGAGAUCACUGCGGAAAGUAGCCAAGGUCCGUACAUCUGCCGCUGGCUGCCCUUCACCGAAGAGGACGAAGACUUCCCCGAGCACCAUGUGCCCUUCCCCCCAAUGGACGUGGUGUGUCCGCCCUGUUCCAAGGAGGAUCUCUCCUGCGACUCGGAGUGCACCUGCACCUGUGGCCAAAUCUGCACCUGUCGUCCUGCCUUCGAUGAUGGUGUUGCUGAGGAGGAGCAUCUCGGCGAGAAGUUGUCCAAGAGUGGACUGGAGGACUACGACACGGACUUCUGCUGGGUGGGUCCACUCCGGGGAAGCAGUCGCGAGAGGAUGGCCAGGCUGAGGGCAAAGGAAAAGCUUGAGGAGGUGGAGGAGGAGGAGGAGCAAGUCGAGGAGGAUCAGGAGAUCGAGUGCCGCUGCGACCUCAAGCAGCUGUGCUAUCCACACCUCUUCACCUAUUUGACUCCAUUUAGUAUCAAAAAAGAGAGCGAGGAGCAGCCUGAGCAGAAAGUGGAGAUGGUGGUGGAGUCUGAGAGUGAAAGUGAGGAUCUGCUUUCCAAGCCACCUCCACAUGGCGUAUCCAUGGGUGGCUACCGCUGCUGGGUGAAGCCUCCAUCAUCACCACAUUCCAGCGACGAAACCAAACCAGCACUUUUGUUGGUUUCGGGUGAAAAGGCCAAGCCCAAGUUUCAGAUCACGAUCAAGGAACAACAUCAGUCCCCUCAGCGAAAGAGUGCUCCGCCCGCAGCUCCUCUUCCCAAGGCUCCAGUCCUGCCCAACAAGCCAGCUCCAACUCCGGCGCCCUCAAAGCCUCCACUCGCCCCUCAAAAGCCCGAAGAUGACAAGCUCACCAAGGAGGACAUCCUUGAUAUCAUUGGCUUGAGGUUUAGAUAGUUCAAAGUAUCUAUUUUUGAUUGCCAGAAGCUUGGAUUGUCCUUUUGCGGUAAAGUUGUUAAUGCUUUUUUUGAAUUUGUUAAAAUCUCAAAAUAUAUUAAUGACGUUAGUUGAAGAUCUAAGUCAGUAAGUAA
This is a messenger RNA of Drosophila rhopaloa, 2056 nucleotides long. RefSeq lists its product as uncharacterized. Bases 96 to 1922 code for a protein of 608 amino acids. The record is from RefSeq and is a predicted model, not a curated record. The transcript has 2 exons. Lineage: Eukaryota; Metazoa; Arthropoda; Insecta; Diptera; Drosophilidae.